Messenger RNA from Brettanomyces bruxellensis, 1785 nucleotides. RefSeq lists its product as uncharacterized. The coding region runs from base 1 to 1785 and encodes 594 amino acids. The transcript has a single exon. Lineage: Eukaryota; Fungi; Ascomycota; Pichiomycetes; Pichiales; Pichiaceae. The record is from RefSeq and is a predicted model, not a curated record. Gene Ontology annotation, cellular component: Rpd3S complex. Gene Ontology annotation, biological process: regulation of transcription by RNA polymerase II.
AUGCCGUCGAGAUUCAGUUGCACAGUAUCGAAUAACAAUUCUCGACAAGAAAAUAUCCACGGUUUGAAUAAUGAUAGCUAUCAAAAUAAGCUGGUACAAACAUCUACUUUGGCGAAGGCCAACGGGGAAAAAUUUGCAUUUACAGAGCCACCAUUGGCAAAGCCAGCCAAAGGUGCAACUGGUCAACCGCUAGAGGAGCCGCCCAAUUCAGUAUCCAAGAAGGAGUUGAAUCUAGGUUUAAGAAAAAGACGAUUAACACCAGAAGAACGUGAUGAUGCCAGACAGAACGAAUAUUUGGAACACAAAAAGGAAAAGAUAUAUACCGGAGGUCUUAAAACACGAUCUUCAGAAGAAAUAACGAGACUUAGUGAACUACGAACGCGUCCCGAAGUGAAGAAGGAACCUUUAAAACUAGAAGAGGAGGAGAAAGAAGACAAAGAAGAUAUUGGCAGUCGAAUUAGGAAGAGAGUACUACGGCCAAAAAAGGAGGUGACGCUCAGGAUAUCGCUGAAGAAACUGAAUUCUGUGGAAACGGAGAAUACAGAAUCAUCUAUGAAGAAAGAAUACGAUGAAGCUGCAAAAAAUCAAGAUUUCUGCGCUUCGUGUGGAUUACCAGGUUCUUUUAUUUGUUGUGAAGAGUGCCCCAAAUCGUUUCAUUUCCACUGCCUUAGCCCUCCGAUGGAUCCGGCACACCUUCCAGAUUACUGGAUUUGCAACGAAUGCCGGAAAAAUAAGCUUAUGAGUAGCAAUCAUCAGAAAAGUACACAUCCAAAGAAUGUCGGCAUAUUUGCCAAGAUGCUCGAUGACUUGGAAUAUAUUAAUCCAUCUUCAUUUAUGCUUCCCAGGGAUAUAUCGGACGCAUUUGAAGGAGUUACCGUGGACAAAUUUGGCGAUUAUAUCGACGAUAAUUUUAAACCGGUGAAAACAUACCGGCAAAUUUGCAAAGAAAAAGAAGACCCUCUUCACGAAAUUUAUGACCAGGAAGGCAACGUGAAAAUUUGCUAUAAAUGUGGAGGCUCUGGACUGAACCACCAAGAACUGAUAAAAUGCGAUUACUGCCCGCUAUACUGGCAUCUGGACUGCCUGGAUCCCCCAAUGGCUUCUAUAAAGCAACUGGGAACAAAAUGGAAGUGUCCGAAUCAUGCCGAUAAUGUUAUUGCCCCAAAGUUAAAACUUCCGCACCAGCCCUCGGUUGAGAUUGCUGCGACGAGGGGGGUGAAAAUUUCUCCAGACUCCAAUGUGGAGAUUGACAAUAUCGAGGAUGCUGAAUCGUUUGACCAGGAUGCUACUGUUGAUUAUCUGUAUGAUUCUCGGACAGCUAAACAACAACUACAAGGAAAAAAAUUGUACAAGUUUGAGAACGGGAAAACAUCCCUUCAUUACAAUUUAUCAGAACCAAUGCAGCGCUAUAAGAAAUACCUCAAGUUGGGUAACGUGACGUAUCGAUUCAAAGAGGAGGGUGUCAUUUUGGAUUUUAUAAAAGGGUCUCGUAUUAAAAAACUCCACGAUAUGCAUAACAUGGACCAGCAUAACUUACACCUGUACGGGAAAUUGGAGCCGGAUCUAAAAGGUAUGGUGUCAAGUUUGUGCAAACUUAGUAAGCGAGAAAUUGCUAGUCCGCAGCAGAAACAAAUAAAUUUCGAAAAUUUACUUAACGUUGCAAAUGCCGAUUACAAGAUUGAAAAUGAGAAGCUUGAUAAAAAAGAGCUCCGCAAGCUAAUGAUGGUGAAAGCUCUGAUGGAAAGAAAAGGCGAGGACAAGAUGAUGAAAUUUCUUCGCUCCUGA